AUGGGGAACACUUUUCUGGUGUGCGUUCACAAUGUUAGCGAAGAACAACCGUACGUCAUACUUCGAGCUAGUGUUCAUAGCACGGCAGCCGACAUCAUACGACAGGUAUUCAUGAAGGUGCGGCGAGCUCACGAAGAUGAAAGCAACUACGCAAUAGUUGAGGAAUGCACAGAUGACACAAGGAGCGCUGCCAACAUUCCUGCUGGGCGACAGACUGCUCCAAGGAUAACGCGACGUGUUCUUAGGGCGAACGAGAACGUGUGGAAAGCGCAGAGCCGAUGGAAGAACCUUGGCCGUUUUGUCUUGGAAAAUCGGAAGGAAACAGUUCAUUCAACACUGGAGAAAGUGAGAGCGUUCAUAGUGCAAUUAGAAGCUGCAAAACAAAGCAUGAACUCACUUCCUUGA
Molecule: messenger RNA, 405 nt
Organism: Ostertagia ostertagi
Lineage: Eukaryota; Metazoa; Nematoda; Chromadorea; Rhabditida; Trichostrongylidae
Source: the annotation of a GenBank genome assembly